Messenger RNA from Panthera uncia (snow leopard), 769 nucleotides. It is a transcript of the gene RPL37, whose product is annotated as ribosomal protein L37. The coding region runs from base 1 to 723 and encodes 240 amino acids. Gene Ontology annotation, cellular component: cytosolic large ribosomal subunit; ribosome. Gene Ontology annotation, biological process: translation. The transcript has 6 exons. NCBI's taxonomy places the organism in Eukaryota, Metazoa, Chordata, Mammalia, Carnivora, Felidae. The record is from RefSeq and is a predicted model, not a curated record. Gene Ontology annotation, molecular function: structural constituent of ribosome; RNA binding.
AUGAAAUUCAGAACCCAGCUCUUCAGAGGCCGGUCGGUGUUCUCCAUACCGCUGACGACCUCUAGGGAAGAACCGGCUCAGCCAAGAGCGGCUAGCCAGAAGCAACUCAAGAAGGUGGAAGAAAACGAGCAGGCGCACAAAGAACGCAGCUCUGACGUGAACGUUGCUCUCGGCCAAGGCGGGUCCACCGAAGUCACGCCCAUUCGGACACCAGGAAGCUGUGAGCCCUCCCGCCACCCGGCCCUGAAACCCUUAUUGGCUCCGCCUGGCUCUGGAUCCUCCUCUAGACCCACCCACACUGCGCUACGGGCGUUUGAGAACGGUGCACCGGUCCCGCCGGAAGUACUUGCCUGGGCGGAAGCUUCUGAGCCACCAUAUAGCGGAAGUGCCUUCUUUUCCGGCCUCUUUGGUCUCGGUUGCGGAAACAAGAUGACGAAGGGGACGUCAUCGUUUGGAAAGCGUCGCAAUAAGACGCACACGUUGUGCCGCCGCUGUGGCUCGAAGGCCUACCACCUUCAGAAGUCGACCUGUGGCAAAUGUGGCUAUCCUGCCAAGCGAAAGAGAAAGUAUAACUGGAGUGCCAAGGCUAAAAGAAGAAAUACCACUGGGACCGGUCGAAUGAGGCACCUAAAAAUUGUAUACCGCAGAUUCAGGCAUGGAUUCCGUGAAGGAACAACGCCUAAACCCAAGAGGGCAGCUGUUGCAGCAUCCAGUUCAUCUUAAGGAUUUCAAGGAUUAGUCACACAAUAAAUGUUCUGGUUUUAAAAAA